GAGCGCCUGGACCCGGGCAGUGUCAGGCUCGAGUGGCCACCUGUGGGGACUGAGAAAGGGAAGAGGGUGCAGGCGAUGGUGCCGGCGCUGCGCUACCUGGGGGGUGCCUGCGGACGGGCCCGCUGGGGUUUUCCCGGGGGCUUCCCCUGGACGUGCGGGCCGGCGUCAGGGAGGCCCUGGCCGCAGUGCGGGGGUGGCCGCAGCGCCAGCACCAGCUCAUUUGAUGUAGUCAUUGUUGGUGGUGGAAUUGUGGGACUUGCCUCUGCCAGAGCCCUCAUUCUGCGACAUCCAGCACUUUCGAUUGGUGUUCUGGAAAAGGAGAAAGAUUUAGCUGUUCACCAGACUGGACAUAACAGUGGUGUCAUACAUAGUGGAAUUUAUUAUAAACCUGAAUCUCUGAAAGCUAAAUUAUGUGUACAAGGCGCAGCCCUCAUCUAUGAGUACUGUAACCAAAAGGGAAUUGCCUACAAGCAAUGUGGCAAGCUUAUAGUAGCUGUUGAACAAGAAGAAAUUCCCAGACUUCAGGCUCUAUAUGAGAGAGGCCUACAGAAUGGUGUCCAGGGCCUGAGGCUGAUCCAGCAGGAAGAUAUAAAAAAGAAGGAGCCGUAUUGUAGGGGUCUAAUGGCAAUUGAUUGUCCAUAUACUGGUAUUGUGGACUAUCAGCAGUUGGCUUUAUCAUUUGCCCAGGAUUUCCAAGAAGCAGGUGGCUCUGUCCUGACCAAUUUUGAAGUAAAGGAUAUUGAAAUGGCUAAAGAAAGCCCUUCAAGAAGUAAAGAUGGGAUGAAAUAUCCGAUUGUUAUAAAGAAUACAAAGGGAGAGGAAAUUCGAUGUCAGUAUGUAGUGACAUGUGCAGGACUUUACUCAGACCGUAUUUCAGAGUUGAGUGGCUGCAAUCCCAAUCCUCGAAUUGUACCAUUCCGGGGAGAUUACCUGCUCUUGAAGCCAGAAAAGCGCUAUCUUGUAAAAGGAAAUAUUUAUCCGGUCCCAGAUAGCCGGUUUCCUUUCCUAGGAGUUCACUUCACACCAAGGAUGGAUGGCAAUAUUUGGCUAGGGCCUAAUGCAGUUCUUGCCUUUAAACGGGAAGGUUACAGACCCUUUGACUUCAGUGCUAGAGAUGUUAUGGAUGUAAUGAUCAAUAGUGGCUUGAUUAAACUGGUGUUUCAGAAUUUCUCCUAUGGUGUUAAUGAAAUGUAUAAAGCCUGUUUUCUCAGUGCAACAGUGAAGCACCUUCAAAAGUUCAUCCCUGAAAUUACUAUCAGUGACUUACUUAGAGGUCCAGCUGGAGUAAGAGCCCAAGCCCUGGAUAGAGAUGGAAAUUUGGUAGAAGACUUUGUAUUUGAUGGAGGAGUUGGGGAUAUUGGAAAUCGCAUUCUUCAUGUGAGAAAUGCUCCUUCCCCUGCUGCCACUUCUUCCCUUGCAAUUUCUGGAAUGAUUGCAGAUGAAGUGCAACAAAGAUUUGAAUUGUAAAUAAUGAAAGGAGCUCAGUAUGCAUUGUAAACUCCAUAUCAGCAGCAAGAAUGUGCUAAUUGCAUUCUUUAAUUUUAAUUUUAGAAGAUGAUUUUAAAAUCUCAUUUUUAGAUCUAAGAUAAACACUGAAUUGUUAAAAUGAUGUAACGUAGAAAUAAUUUUUUAAAAAUUAAAGUCCAUGUUUUUUUACUUCGUGGAUGAAGAGGCAAGGUACAGUUGUAUCUGUCCUGAAUUCCUUCCUGACUUUGUUAAUGACAUAUCCUUACCAACCAUGAUCUAGAGCAGAUUUGGCUCUUUAAGAAUUUUUAGGAAAGAUGACAUAAAAAAUGGAUUAUUCUCUUAAAUUAAUUUUUUGGCUUUAUAAUAUCUAAGCUUUGUUGUCUCUCCUGGACAAGAAAAUAUAGUACAUUAUAGGUUGAAGACAUUCUUUUAAUUUUGGAAAGUCAUAGAAAAGCUUACAUUAUUUAGAGCAACAAUAUUUGGAAACUUAAAAUUCUUGAUUUUGAGGAAAUACAUGAAAUUUCACAUUUUUGAAUAGUUUGAAUAAGAUCAUAUCUUAGUUAUAAUAUUUGUAAGAAAUAACUUUGCAAAACAAACUCAAAGAUUUUAUUAUUCCCAGUUUCCUUAUAACUGACAUGGUGUGGUGUCAUCACUAAAUCUAAACAGCAGUACACCAUGAGUGGUUGUUGUCUAAUCUUCAGUCUUCUGUGGUUGAGAAACUAAAAGAAUUUAGGACUGAUAAAUCUUUACAAGAACAGUUUUAGAAUCCUGACACUGAUGUAUAUAACCUGUAAUUUAAAAAAGUUAUUUAUCGGGGCCGGCCCGGUGGCGCACUGCUAUAGUGCGCCGCUUGGGAAGCGC
Molecule: messenger RNA, 2328 nt
Organism: Galeopterus variegatus (Sunda flying lemur)
Lineage: Eukaryota; Metazoa; Chordata; Mammalia; Dermoptera; Cynocephalidae
Gene: L2HGDH
Product: L-2-hydroxyglutarate dehydrogenase
Exons: 10
Coding region: 76-1467 (463 amino acids)
Molecular function (GO): (S)-2-hydroxy-acid oxidase activity; (S)-2-hydroxyglutarate dehydrogenase activity
Source: RefSeq, a predicted model, not a curated record